This is a messenger RNA of Myxocyprinus asiaticus (Chinese sucker), 915 nucleotides long. Its product is annotated as 28S ribosomal protein S26, mitochondrial-like. The record is from RefSeq and is a predicted model, not a curated record. The transcript is spliced from 4 exons. Gene Ontology annotation, cellular component: mitochondrial small ribosomal subunit. Lineage: Eukaryota; Metazoa; Chordata; Actinopteri; Cypriniformes; Catostomidae. Bases 159 to 782 code for a protein of 207 amino acids.
AUAUCUUCCGUGGUUAAAGUUCAAGAACAUGGCGGCCUGAGUGCAGACGCUCAAUGAUAACCAUGCUGUUAGUUGUCACUUGUGUUUUAUUUCUUCAGACCAGGCAUUGACUGUGUGCUCUUUAUAGUCGCCUAUCAUUACUGUACAUUAUCUGCAACAUGCUCCGAGCUCUAUCAAAAAGCCAUAUUGCUGUCUCUCGCCUUCUCGCUCCUCGGAAUGCGGUUAUGGUCGAAACAGUCCGGGGUAGAAAAUCUCGCACAGACCCGAAAGCGAAGUCAAAGCUCGGACGGAUCAAGACCCCCCCUCCCGUGGACCCUGUUGAAAUGGUCGUAUUAAAGGAACGUUUCACUGAGUACAAUCUGAUCGUGAGAGCCCUACGACUGGAGUUCAAAGAGGAGAUGUUGAGGAAGAGAUAUGAAGAGGAGGUGGGUUCCCUGGCAGAGGAGAGAGCCAAACAGGAGGCUGAAGAGCAUCGGUCACUAAUGGCCUGGAAUGAUGCAGAAAACCUCAGAUUGCGGAAAAUACGAGAGCAGCGCGUGCAGAAGGAGGCUGAGAUUAUGGAACAGAAGAGGAGAGAAGCAGCUAUUUUACGUCAACAAGAGCUGGAGAACUAUAUUAAAGAGAAAGAGAAAGAAAUUCUACAACUACAGGAAGAGGCAAAGAACUUCAUCACAUUGGAAAAUCUUGAUCAGAGGAUUCAGGAGGCCCUUGACAACCCGAAAAACUACAAUUUUGCCAUUGAUAAAGAAGGCCGUGUGGUCAAACGGACUGUGCUUCAGUGAUAGAUGUAGCAUUUAAUGAGCCAAAAUUCCUAUGUACAUAAAAUAUAUGUUGUGGUUUAAAUAUACAGUAUGCUUUUGUGUGUGCUUGUUUUUGAAAAUGUCUCACAUAUAUACUAAAGCUUCUUAGAAUUGA